Molecule: messenger RNA, 585 nt
Organism: Ctenocephalides felis (cat flea)
Lineage: Eukaryota; Metazoa; Arthropoda; Insecta; Siphonaptera; Pulicidae
Product: mannose-binding protein C-like
Exons: 4
Coding region: 1-585 (194 amino acids)
Source: RefSeq, a predicted model, not a curated record
AUGCGAUCUCUCCAAAACCAAGUUUUAGCCUUGACUGCAGCACUCGAGAUAAAUACAGAUUUCCAAAAACUACCGUUGAAAAAUUCAGAUGAGGCAGAGCCUGAAGAUGCAUCUCUUGCAUUUAAUUCAUUUGUACAAGUCUUGAAUGAAAACACUGGAGAACGAGAAUUUUGCAAAUGCAAACGUGGACCUAUUGGGCCACCAGGUGCUACAGGUUCGAUGGGAGCUCCAGGAAUGCCUGGUCCACCAGGACCACCUGGACCAGUCGGUCAACGUGACUCUCUUGAUUUUGUCCUACUGGCACUAGCAGAUGCUCGACACGAUUUGGUGGCUUUACAAAAGCGAGUUUUUGCUGGAGAACGAAUUCCAAGAUUCGACGUAAGAUUGGCCCUCAGACGACAACGCAUGAAAGAAAAACAAAAGAUUAGGCAAAAUAGAAAUUUCCAAUCAGGUGUAGGUGAUGCAAAUAGUGCAGCAUUCAAUGAUGAUGAACAAUUUUUUGUGAAAGAUACAAAACAUCUGCAAUUGGAGGAUGUUUCCAAUGAAUCGAUGUUGUUGUUUGAAACUGCAGAAGAAACCCUGUGA